This is a messenger RNA of Coregonus clupeaformis (lake whitefish), 1691 nucleotides long. RefSeq lists its product as uncharacterized. The record is from RefSeq and is a predicted model, not a curated record. NCBI's taxonomy places the organism in Eukaryota, Metazoa, Chordata, Actinopteri, Salmoniformes, Salmonidae. The coding region runs from base 164 to 817 and encodes 217 amino acids. The transcript is spliced from 5 exons.
AGCAGAGGAAAGAGGUGCCUCAGUCAGCAAAUCUCCUAAAGUUGGUGGGCCAGGCCGUGAUCGUCAGCCCUUCACCUAUGACAGAGAGCCAUCUGAUGAGGAUGUGGAAGCAGCUAUUGCUGUUUUGAGACACUCUGCUGAUGAAAACACUGUCCGUGAGAAGAUGAAAAUGACCUUCAUAUAUCGGCAAGCAAUGGUCAACGAUGAAGCCAAAUCAUCAGAUGUCUUCUCGGUCUUCCCAAGAUUUCUGGACACACCAGGACUGAUAGAACAAGAUUUCAGACUUCUGUUUGGUGAGGCCACAGCCAACAAAUUCUUGGAGAAGUGGCCAACCACUUUCAAAGCAAAAGUAAUAAAGGAAAGCCAUGGACUUGUAUCCACCACAGAACUCUUGGAUUUGAUGCGCAAUGCUGAGUCAGCUGCUGAAGUUGAGAAUGGCUGGGACAGUGACAUGUCUGCCAUCUUGCUGCUGCUACAUUUGCUACCACCAUCUGCACAAGGUAGAAAGAGGCCGGGAAAGAUGUCUGCAUAUCAAGCUGUAGAUCAGCUCAUCAGAUUUCAAAAGGUUGGAACCAGUGUGCAGCAGCAUCUUGACAACAUCACCCAAAGCAGUCAGCCCUACCUUCUCGCCCAGGGAUCCACACAGAGCAGCAUUCACUCCUACUUCAUUGUGGUUGACAAGCAUGCUCUUCCAUGCAAGGCAACAGGUUCAGUAGGAGCUUUUGACGAAGUCUUUAAAGCCCAUUACGUAUUUGGUACGUCAUACAGUUCUUCCUUGAGCAGCUUUUUUCACUUUUGUGCAAACAACCAUCUAUAACAUCGACAUGGGGGAAACAAAGGAGACUCCUAGAGUUGCUGAGUUGCGAGCAAGAAUGGUGCGUUAGUUGAGAUAAAACUAUGAAGUGUUUUCUUUGCAAAAGUGACCAUGGAAGUCCAAACAACCUUGUUAAGCACCUUAAGAUAAUUCAUGGGCUAUGUACAGGCAGGACUCUUUUUCUGAAAUGUGGUCAAGAAGGAUGCUCACGUUCUUUUGGUAGCUUUUCUGGUUUUAGAAAACAUCUUAACAAGUGCCACGGAGAAAGUUUAGUAGAUUCUAUAGAAGAUGAUCUUUCAGACCCUCAAAGUACCGUCAACACCAGUAAUAUUUCUCAUGUUGAAGUGUCGACUGAAUGUUUAGAGGCUGAGUCAGAGUUAUCUUCGCCAUACAUUGUAAAUAGUUGUGCAGCUGUUAUUUCUGAUCUAAAGGCAGCAGGUGUUGGUCAAAGUACAGUAAAUACUGUAGUGAUUUCCAUGGAAGAGAUUGUUCAAGAUAUUCAUCAGCAUGCUAAAGAAACAGUGAUAAAGCAUGUAUUUAGUAAUGAAAGAGAAACAGAAAUGUGCAAGAAAGUUGAGGCGUGUUUUGAGGGGUUAGAGAAUCCUUUCACAGUUCUAAAUUCGGAAUACAAGCGAUCAAAAUUUAUGACUGCCAAGUGGGAAAUAGUAGAACCAGUUGAAUGUGUGAUUGGUUCAAGAUUUGACACAAGACGAAAUAAAAAGACUGGAACAUAUGAUCAGGUAGUAGUUCAAGAUAAAUUCAUGUAUAUUCCAAUUUUAUCUACACUGCAGUCAAUAUUUAAAAGUCAGUAUUUUGCAGAAAUGUUGCAAAGCUCAGCUACCAGCAACUCUAGACUGAGAGAUAUUUGUGAUGGAUC